AUCAGCAUCCCCAUGCCAAUGAUUUUUUUUCAACUUUUAUUGAAUUUGAAUUCGUCGUUGGUUAGUAGUAAAAGUUUUCCUCUCUGGAGAGAGAGGGAGAGAGAGAGAGAGAGCAUUUUUAGAAGAUAACAGCUGAAUAAAAAGCUUUUCAGUGCAUUAUCCAAGUGACUAAACAUGGCAGAAACAGAGUAUUGUAAGAAACUUCAACAAGCUUUAGAAUUCCUUCAGACAACAAAGUGUCAGAUUCAUGAUGACACAUUAUAUCAAAAGCUGCUUGAUGAUUUGAGUGAAAAAGUGAUCAGUGCAGAGUUUGCAGAGAAAUGUGGAGUGAUCAGUUUUAUACAGGCUACAGGAAAAACCCCUGAUGUCAGACCAGACACUCUGGUUUUUGCUGUACAAUUGAUAGGAAGGCUGGUUUCUAAGAUCAAGUUUUCAUUGGUUCAUCUGAACAUUAUAUCAUCAUUGAUUGAGACUAUUUUAUCAAAUAAAUGGAUGGAGAAUCUUUCUGUCUCUUGUGCACUGCUCAAAACAUUGACAAUCAUUCUCCGUAGUGCCAAGGAUAUCUGUGCAAAUAUAAAUCUUAAAGAAAUAUUUAUGAAGUCAUUUGAUGUACUGAGGGAAGAGAGGAGUAUUUUUCUGUCAAGAGCUGCAUCAGAUUUUAUUAAUUCUGUGUUUACUAGUGAUAUGGCUGAAUCAGAAGAGGCAAAAUGCCUUCUCAAGGAACUCCAGGCCACUAUUGUAGACUUGAAAACUAAAGACUGCCAAAGAGUUCUCUCCCCUUCAGUGAUGUGUUCCUUAAGAGUACUAGAGAGAGUGCCGUGUUAUUUUAGUGAAUGCUUUGAUGAGAUUUUUGAUCCCUUGAUUUGGUUAAUGAAGAAUGGAAAUACACAGGCUGUUACAACUGCCACAAGAUGUAUUUGUAGAUUAUCUGAAAGUCGAAGUGAAAUGGAGGUUGUUAGAGUAAAAUCUCAAAUAUCACCGUUAUUGAACAUGCUUGACAGUGUUAGAUGUCUUCAUAUUGCCAAGAUCCUCUAUCCUGUCAAUCUCAUAGAAAAAAGAGAUUUGGAAGACUUAAUAGUAAGACCAUUACAGCUAGACAACUUAAAACAACCAUCUUCCCCUUCCCCUUGCCUCUCUGCUAUAUGUCAGAGUCUUACAGUUAUCAAUGAAUGUAAUAUACAUAAUCCGGAGAUCUGUAAUCAGGUUUAUAAAGUCUUGAGGAUGACGGCUGACGGACAAGAGGAGAUCAUUGAUACAUUUUUCUCUCAAAAUCUAAUCUCUUGGAAGACUAAAAUACAAAUCAGAUGUUUAGAGUAUUUAGAAUCUUAUGUCUGUGAGGAGUUGAUUCCCUUUGCAUUCUCUGUCAUCAGUAACAUUACUGCUUCUUCAACAGACCACACAAUAUACAGGAAAUGCCUUGACUGUCUAUGUAUACUGCUGCCUUGGAUUUUGUCUAGUUCUCGUCAUUCCUCAGACACGUCUACAGUUACUUCAGAUCUUUGUAAGAUACGGGACUCAGUCCAGAAGAAUUUCUGUAGUAUGGACUGGGAAUUCAGGGACACUAGCUGUGAAUUUGUGAAGAAGCUUCUGGAAAAGAACAAAGAAAGUCAGGUUAUGAUGAGUUGGAUUCUGGACUCUAGAUUCCUUGUGUUUGCAUAUCAAGCUGUAAGUGAUGGGGAGAGUUAUGUAAGAGCUACUGGUCUCAGUACUCUACAGACUGUUCUUACGUCCACCCAUGUUACAAGUCUGCUACAGGACAUAGGCAGUUCAAUUGAUGAGGUUAUUUCUGGGGUAUUAGACAUCUGUAACACAGACAGUGAGGCCUUUCCAAGGAGGAGUGCAGUGACCCUUCUGUCACACUGCUGGGGGACCCUCCUAGAACAAUUACAGCCAGACACCAUACAAAAUAUCACCCAGAGUUUCUCUCUCUCAUUGCCUUCAGACUUUGACUGGGAGGUCAAACUAAAAGUGGUAGAUUUCUGGUGUAUAAUCUUGAAAAAUGUCUUUGCAGCAGACAUAACAACUUCAAGCAGAACAGUGGUAUUUUCAGGAUGCUUAAAAUGUGGACGGGGAAAAAAGAGGGAUCCCUCUUCUGUUGCCACUGCUGUUGAUGUACUCCUGAAGCUGUCUUGUGAUUAUGACCCUAGUGUGAGUAAGAAAACUCACCAGGAAUUACAUUGGAUCAGUGAACACUUGGAGAGACUUAUUGUACUUGAAAAUCCACUGACAAAUGGACACGGGGAUACAGGCAGCUUUUGGUGCUCUUGCUGUAGCAGUUUGGUUCAAGAAAUAUAUGAUAAAAUAAAAGAAAGCAAAGAAAAAUAUGAUAUGGAAUCAAAAUUUAUCACUGAAUAUGACUAUAAUUCUCUGUCCUUGUUGGAUGAUAUUUUGUCUUUGGACAAAGGUCAAGAAGAAGAGGAUGAAGAGAAUGUCAUUGACUGUUAUUAAGAUUAUCCCUCUUGUAGCAACAUUUGUAAUAAAACAGGAUUCCAUGGUUUGUUGUCUGUGGACAAUAUACACUACAAUGUGUAAUGUUAUGUUUUUUCCCCCUAAAGCAGCAGUUUAAACCAAGAAAAUAUAUUAUGAA
This is a messenger RNA of Saccostrea echinata, 2587 nucleotides long. Its product is annotated as BRCA1-associated ATM activator 1-like. The transcript has 11 exons. The record is from RefSeq and is a predicted model, not a curated record. Gene Ontology annotation, biological process: DNA damage response; cell population proliferation; positive regulation of protein phosphorylation. NCBI's taxonomy places the organism in Eukaryota, Metazoa, Mollusca, Bivalvia, Ostreida, Ostreidae. Bases 175 to 2448 code for a protein of 757 amino acids. Gene Ontology annotation, cellular component: nucleus.